AUGUUGCUCAGGGUCACAUUUCUGGUGCUCACCAGCGCUUACCUGGCUAGCUGUCUCCCCCCGCCACACCCCGCCGUGGUGGCCGUGAGGCAGGCGGAAGAGCUCCUACCUUCGCAUUUGCGAAGUCCUGCUCUGAGGAACCCGCAUCUGCAAGAUAUACUUUCACUCACCAGCGUCCUACAUCCGGGUGAAAAUGCGGUUUUCGAGAGGGAAGCGGAAAAGGUGCCGCGGAGGGAAAUCUAUAAAAUUUUGACCCACGCCGGGUUCAUUGGGAGGAGGAACUACCUCAACCAACAUCCAGCCCCUUACAGGACUUUCCACCCCUCGGACCACGAUUCACCGUUCUUACAUAACCCAGAGGCUCUGCAGUACUUGUAG
This is a messenger RNA of Leptosia nina, 378 nucleotides long. NCBI's taxonomy places the organism in Eukaryota, Metazoa, Arthropoda, Insecta, Lepidoptera, Pieridae. The record is from the annotation of a GenBank genome assembly.